CGGCGUGUCAUCAUUUUCAGCGUACGAGUGACGAUGGCGUAGUUUUAGGCCAGCCAGACAAGAGAGUCACAUUUCAGGGCAGAACAGGCAUCUCCAGCGCAGUGAUGACAAUAUCAAGUUGGACGUACAUGACAGAUAAAAAAAAACAAGUACCUGCAAAAUUCCACUAUGAGCGUUAGAGAGGCUUAGUAAUAAAUAAUGUUGGGUAAUGAGAGCUCAGACUGCUGAUGAAGUCUUCAUGUGGAAACGUUUGCUGAAUGCUAGGCCAAAGCUAGCAUGUCAGCGCUCUCUUGGUCAUUAGUUAAUUUUAGUUUGCAGGACAGAUUUCAGUGAAGUUUGACUUACUUGUGUGAAGACAUGACGUAGAAAAAACUAAAUAAUUAGCCUGCCUCAUGAGCUUUGUACUUUAUUUCUACAGGAAAUGUCCAACACUCGAUACAGUCUCAAUUUAUUGUCAAUUGUAAACAACUCUAUGCAGAAAACCUAAACCUGUUAGACCAAGAAAGAACGUGCAAGGUCCAUGAGAAAGUUUGCAAGUUGAACACAACAAAGUAUAAAACUCAAAAAUCAAGUCAGCAAAUUAUGGCUGCAAGUCUCAACGUUAGAUUGUCUUGGGAAUUUGUUUGAAUCCCAAAAUACCAGCGUACAGAUGGGAAAGUAUGACCUUUAUUUUAACAGUAACAAGAUCUCCUCUACUCGAUUUUGUUAUUUUUGUGCAAAACGAGUAAAUUAGCAUGAUUUUUCACAGAUAGGCUUUCACAAAGCCAGGUACUCUUUCUUUUGAAAGGAAGAGAAAAGAAGAGCUUUGAAUGGCGGAGCACAACACUGUCAUCCUGAAAUGUACAUCUAAUCCCUUUCUUCUGUUCUAUUUUUCAAGUUAAAUGUUCCACUAGGUCAUCUCCCCAUUCACAUGAGUGCCAGCCAUGACUUCAGCCACUCCUCCGUCCUCCGAAGGCUCCUCCCCGCAGAAAGUGUGCCAUUCCCAGACGCAGACGGACAUCAGCAAGCCCCUGCUGAGCUCCACGGGGGGGAGUGGGGCUCCUGCAGCCGGUGGGGGGGAAACGGGAGGGCCAAACGAGCUCCGCAGGAGACGCAGAGUCCUCUCCAAGGAUGGACGGAGCAACGUCCGCAUCGAACACGUCAGCGGCAGAGGGGCCCUGUACCUCCGUGACCUCUGGACGACGUUCCUGGACAUGCAGUGGCGCUACAAGUUCUUCUUUUUCUCUGCUACUUUUGCUGGGACGUGGUUCCUGUUCGGGCUGCUUUGGUACCUGGUGGCCCUUGUGCAUGGAGACCUGCUCGAGUUCGACCCACCGUCCAAUCACACGCCGUGUGUGAUGGAGGUGAAGACGUUGACGGGAGCCUUCCUCUACUCCCUGGAGUCGCAGACCACGAUUGGCUAUGGCUUCCGGUGCAUAACAGAGGAAUGCCCCAUGGCAAUAAUCCUCCUCAUUGUUCAGCUGGUCAUCACCAUGGUGAUGGAGAUUUUCAUCACUGGGACCUUUCUUGCAAAAGUUGCCCGCCCCAAGAAGAGAGGCGAGACGGUGAAGUUCAGUCAACAUGCUGUUGUGUCGUUUCACGAGGGCCGGCCCUGCCUGAUGAUCCGAGUGGCCAACAUGCGCAAAAGCCUGCUGUUAGGAUGUCAGGUGACGGGGAAGUUGCUUCAAACGUCUCUGACCAAAGAGGGUGAAACGGUGCGGCUGGACCAGCGCAACGUGCCCUUCCAGGUGGACACAUCCAGCGACAGCCCCUUCCUCAUCAUACCCCUGACGUUCUACCACAUCAUCGACGAGAACAGCCCCCUCAGAGCCUGGGCAGCGAAGGGUGGAGGCUGGGCAGACCCUGACCUGGCCGACUUUGAGCUGCUGGUGAUCAUGAGCGCCACGGUCGAACCGACGUCCGCCACCUGCCAGGUCCGGACGUCGUACCUUCCAGACGAGAUCCUCUGGGGGUACGAGUUCCCGCCCGUCGUCUCCCUCUCCCCGUCGGGGAAAUACGUGGCCGACUUUGCCUUCUUCGACAAAGUGGCAAAAACCGCAAAGUCUCCCCUCCGCAAGCAGCCGUCGUCACCGAACGACAGAGCGGAGACGCGCCACAACGGCGCCAGGGAGGACGAAACGAGCCGGGAGAAGCUCAUACUGGAGGAGAACUACAAGGGGAAAGAAAAGAAGCGGGAGCGGGGCCGCGUCAGAGGCAGCAGCCCUCUGAGCGUUCGCAUCAGCAACGUAUGAAGCCGAGCGCAAAACAGGAAGAUGUGGGAGGAAGUGGCGGAGAGAAACGCGGAAGAAGAGGAAUUGUAAGCUGCUAUAGGAACUCGCACCAUCCCCCACACACACAGCCAGUAUUCACCUUCUACACACACCAACAUGUGGACCACAGAGGAAACUGAGCACCUGAGCGCCACACCAUUUCCUCACAACAAGCCUGUAAACAAUAAUCUGUCAGCCAGCCUCAGACGGAGGACACCCGACUAGAACAAACUUACAGCGGGAUCUAAAUGUGUUUUAUAUUGUGUAACAUGUAAUGUAAUGCACGAGGCCGCUCUGUUAAAAUGUGGCCCGUUCUUCUCUUAGAGAUGAAACAUUUCUACACAAGAGAAAGGGACAAACAGUACCAAGAAAACUCUUUGAGUUUGUCGUGUGUACUGCUGAAUCACAGUACUGUGUUUUAAAGGCUCCAUUAUGCAACAACGCAUGAUGCUACAUGCUAUGUUGCACGUAGCAUCAUGCAGCAUAGCACGGGACAAGGAAGGGGCAUGCACCGUCCAAAUAUUCAGCUAUCAUCAUUUUCCCACAGUUCACGGUUUGCACUUAUUUGCAGCGUGCUGGACUUUUUAAGAACUGCCUGGAACGACUUGUGUAAAUAUGAGGUUUAUGGGUCAUUUUAAGGGACUGUUUCAUAUUUCAUUACACUCUGACAGCAUUAACCGUAACACGUUCGUUCGUCUUCGAUGACUGGCAUGGGUUAAAUGAGUUUAGUCGUUUUACUAAAAGAAAGCACUAGAACUGGAAAUAAAAGUGGGAUUUUCUGUUGUUUUGUUUUUUUUCAAACAAGCAAUAACAAAACUAACCUCAACAUUGAGUUACAAGAUUAAAAUGUGUAUUUUCACCAGCUGAUGUUCUGCGGGGAUGAGAUAAUGUCCUUUUGAGUGAAGCUUUUUGUGAAUUUAUGUACAGUAUGUUCCCUUGUGUUUAUGUACAGCUCAUGUAAAUAUAUUUCUCCUCUGUGCUUCCAUUUGGUAGAAACGGGCCGUUGACUGUUUAACAUUUUGACUCUGUAAAGUGCCUGCUGUAAUGUCUGUCUUUCUACUGCUGACAUUUUGUUUCAAAGUUCAUGUCAGAAUGAAAAUGAUGCACUUUGAACGAACCUUGAAGCGCCAUUAGCCUUAAAAGAAUAUGGUACUUUGUGAAAGAGGUCAUAUUAAUGUUUUGGUUUUUUUUACGUCCAAGGUUUUGUAAGGGAACAGAAAAUUUCCCCCAAAAAAAUCCUGAAAUUAGUUGGAGAACAUUUCCUUUCAGAAAGGCUUUGGGCCAAUGUCCCCAUAAUCAUAACUACACGUUGCCAUUUUCUCACUUGAUUCUCACCCACAAUGUAUUUUUCAUACAACAUUCAUAGGAUAAAAAAAUAUAUAUUUACAUAUUAUUUUAGAAAUGUCAUUUUCAUUAAACGAAUAACCUUCUGUUAUUUUUGCUCUAAGUUCCCUAUGGACUAGUUGACUGUAAAGAAAUGUAAGAAAAUAUCACUUCGUAUUGAACUAAAACUAGUGGCAUCCCUCUUGUAGACAUUAUUUAUUGCAGUCAUAAAAUUACACAUAUGGUGGAUUUCAAAUGGACUGUAGAAAAUGGCUGAAUUGAGUUGUUAAAAGUUGAAUCCUGAAUGAGAAACAACUCCAUUGUGUGCCUGAAGAAGUUGGGGAUGAAAAUAUGAAAUGACUGCUGGGGCAAAACCAAAAGUAAGUAAAUAAACACACAGCUAAACAAUGAAAAGCCAAAUAUAACAAUAAUACUAAUACUAAUAAUAAGCAGUGUGCUGGCUUAAAAAAUAUCCCAGUAAAGUCAACGUUUGCAACUCUUUUUAUGUCCACUCGAUAAAAUCAUAAGAUUGCCUGCCUUUCUGUCAGCGACAAGCGACUGCUGAAAAUGUUUCAGGCUGAACGCUGUCCUGGUUUCUGCAUCAGAAUGUGUUUAAUAAAUCACUCCGUCUUAAUCCUGGAAGCUCUCUGCUCAAACUGUCGAUGUAACUUUAAGUGCCUCGUUUAAUAAACGUAUUAUUUGCAA
Gambusia affinis (western mosquitofish) is the source of this 4277-nucleotide messenger RNA. RefSeq names its product ATP-sensitive inward rectifier potassium channel 10-like. Gene Ontology annotation, cellular component: plasma membrane. The transcript is spliced from 6 exons. Bases 924 to 2231 code for a protein of 435 amino acids. The record is from RefSeq and is a predicted model, not a curated record. NCBI's taxonomy places the organism in Eukaryota, Metazoa, Chordata, Actinopteri, Cyprinodontiformes, Poeciliidae. Gene Ontology annotation, molecular function: inward rectifier potassium channel activity. Gene Ontology annotation, biological process: potassium ion import across plasma membrane; regulation of monoatomic ion transmembrane transport.